This is a messenger RNA of Boeremia exigua, 1913 nucleotides long. RefSeq names its product pyridoxal phosphate-dependent transferase. The transcript is spliced from 2 exons. Gene Ontology annotation, molecular function: sphinganine-1-phosphate aldolase activity; pyridoxal phosphate binding. Gene Ontology annotation, biological process: carboxylic acid metabolic process; sphingolipid catabolic process. Gene Ontology annotation, cellular component: endoplasmic reticulum. The record is from RefSeq and is a predicted model, not a curated record. The coding region runs from base 171 to 1913 and encodes 580 amino acids. Lineage: Eukaryota; Fungi; Ascomycota; Dothideomycetes; Pleosporales; Didymellaceae.
CGAUAACAGCAGGUCGACAUCAAGCUUUCGGAAGCGCUAAGGGCCGUUGCGUCGGGCGCGGAAGCCUUGGAAGCCGACGUCCCCGCAUGCAUGUGAUGGGCGCGCAGCUCAAAUCACUCACGGCCCGGCGGGCGAUGGCUGCUCCACCACCACCGUGACUCUCCACCACGAUGCCUGGCUCCUCGCGCCUGCCCGUCAGUCUGCGCGACACGUUCAAUGCGCACCGCGGGUCGCCCAACGGCCGCCUCGCGGUGCUGAACCUCGAAGUAUGCUUGCUUGUGGAGGGCUCCGCUGACGCGCAUGAUAGGCUGCGCAACGUCGUGUUCAUCCUGUUCCUGCUCCGCUGGACGCGGGUGCUGUUCUACCAGCUCAAGGGCCGCGGCGUGUUCGGGUCGCUGUCCGACGUCUAUGUCGCCGUGCGCCGCUAUCUGUACGGCGUGUUUCUGAGACUGCCUGGUGUGCGCACAAAGGUCCAGACGCAGGUGUCCGAGUCGCUGCUCAAGCUCGAGCGAAAGCUGGUGCCCAGCGGCCCGGGUGUGGAGCGCCUCACCGCGCUGCCGAGCCAGGGCUGGGGCGUGGAGGAGGUGCGCAAGAAGCUGGGCGAGCUGGCGGAUAUGGAGCACACGCGCUGGGAGGACGGGCGGGUCAGCGGCGCGGUGUAUCACGGCGGGGAUGAGCUGAUGCGCCUGCAGACGGAGGCGUUUGGCAAGUUCACCGUCGCGAAUCCGAUCCAUCCGGAUGUGUUCCCGGGUGUGCGCAAGAUGGAGGCCGAGGUCGUCGCCAUGGUGCUCUCGCUGUUCAGCGCCCCCGAUGGCGCCGUGGGCGUCACCACCAGCGGCGGCACCGAGUCGAUCCUCAUGGCCUGCCUGUCUGCGCGCAACAAGGCCCACGCCGAGCGCGGGGUGACGCAGCCCGAGAUGAUCCUGCCCGAGACGGCGCACACGGCCUUCCGCAAGGCCGGCGAGUACUUCAAGAUCAAGAUCCACCUGGUCGCCUGCAAAGCGCCGAGCUACAAAGUGCACCUGCCCUCUGUCUCGCGCCUGGUCAACCCCAACACGGUCCUGCUCGUCGGCAGCGCGCCCAACUUCCCCCACGGCAUCAUCGACGACAUCGCCGGCCUCAGCAAGCUCGCCCACAAGAAGAAACUCCCGCUCCACGUCGACUGCUGCCUGGGCUCCUUCAUCAUCCCGCUGCUGCCCAAGGCCGGCUUCGACUCGGAGCCCUUCGACUUCCGCCUCAAGGGCGUCACCUCCAUCUCCUGCGACACCCACAAGUACGGCUUCGCGCCCAAGGGCAACAGCACGGUGCUGUACCGCAGCGACGCCUUCCGCAGGCACCAGUACUUCAUCUCGCCCGACUGGAGCGGCGGCGUGUACGCAUCCCCCUCGAUCGCGGGAUCGCGCCCCGGCGCCCUGAUCGCAGGGUGCUGGGCCAGUCUGGUGAGCCAGGGCGAGAGCGGAUAUAUCGAUGCGUGCCACAAGAUCGUCGGCGGGAUGAAGACGAUCGAGACGGCGCUGCGGGAGCACCCAUCCCUCAACGCCGACCUGAAAGUCAUCGGCCGCCCGCUCGUCAGCGUCGUCGCGUUCCUCUCCGACACGCUGGAUAUCUACGACGUCGCCGACGCCAUGGGCGCGAAGGGGUGGCAUCUCAACGCCCUCCAGAACCCGCCGGCCAUGCACAUCGCCGUCACGCUGCCGAUUGUCGCCGUCGUGGAUAAGCUGGUCGCCGAUCUGGUCGAGGUGGUCGAGGAUGUCAAGGAGCAGGAGCGGAGGAGGGUGGCGGAGGGUAAAGGGGCCAAGGGCGCGGUCAAGGGCGAUUCGGCCGCGUUGUAUGGGGUUGCGGGCAGCUUGCCGAAUAAGAGCGUUGUGGUGGAUUUGGCAAAGGGGUUUCUGGAUACGCUGUACAAGGUGUAG